This is a messenger RNA of Bursaphelenchus xylophilus (pine wood nematode), 312 nucleotides long. Lineage: Eukaryota; Metazoa; Nematoda; Chromadorea; Rhabditida; Aphelenchoididae. The record is from the annotation of a GenBank genome assembly.
AUGGGUGACCGAAAACGACUGAUAAUUCACGACGUUAUCACUUGGAAAGGAACCCCUCGAGUGCAGCGCCUCGCCCAUCAACGAAACCCAAACGAAUUCCCCUUGGAACCCCGGUGUCAGCGCGCUGACUUUAUUUCAACGAAUCGCUUCCAGCUACUCGUUAUCAACAAACGAUUCCCAGCCACUCAAAUCAAGGAAGAGUUCCCUGCUCGCAACACAUUCCACAAUUGGAGAGCCCACGCCCUGCGGAUGCAAGAGAAAAAGGGAUCCGUUCGAGGGUACCGACUGAACCACAUCGACCGCCGAUUUUGA